Closterium sp. NIES-65 is the source of this 1432-nucleotide messenger RNA. NCBI's taxonomy places the organism in Eukaryota, Viridiplantae, Streptophyta, Zygnematophyceae, Desmidiales, Closteriaceae. The record is from the annotation of a GenBank genome assembly.
AUGCUGCUGAAUUGUUCUGGUUCCCCUCCCCUCGCCAGUGUCAAAACAAUUUUAGCGGGAUGCCUUCAACCCCUUUCCCCCCUUCUCCUCGCCCUUCCGCUCCUUCCGCGCGUGCGAUUCUUGUCGCCCUCCCUGCGCACCUCGUUUCGCUCGGGCGCUGCUUCGCACUCAACGGAGAACAUUAGGCGUCGCGACGGGGCGUGCUCCCUCUUUCCCUCUCCCUCUCCCACUCUUUCGUGGUGCUUCCCCUGCGUGAUUGCACCACGCAUCGCGCGGGUCGCGAAGGUCGCGCGGACCGGGCGGCACAUUCGGGGGCGUGAAGGGGGCUGCCGCCUCGACCUCGAGCAGCAGCAGCGCGCGCGUGCAGCGCCGAGCGCCCCACUUGCUGCAGAGGCCCUCGUUGCAAGAACACUCAUUGUGUCACACAGCGCUCCUGCGUCACACAGCGCUCCUGUGUCACACAGCGCUCCUGUGUCACGCCAUACAGCCCGCAUGCCCCGCCCCCUCGCCACCUGCACAGCAGCCGUCUCUCUCCCGCUCGCUCCCCGUGCCUCUCCCACUCUGCACCUCCUGCCAUUUCGCACUGCCCACUCAGUAACCAGCCUUCCCUGCACACACACCCGGCACAAUCAGCACACCCGGCACACCCAGCACACGGGCAGCAGGCAAAGCUCUCGCACGCAGCACACACAGCAGUGCCGCAGCAGCAACCACGCCUUUGUGCCGCCGUCACCAUCAGGUACCGGCGUGCCCCCUUCCAACCACCGAGCACACGAGGGGCGAGUGAGUGCCAUCCGCUCUCCACUGCACACCGUCUGCGCCGCCACGAGCCGACAGGGUGGGGGUAUGGCCGGGACUGCUGCUGACUCUGCAGCAGGUGGGGCUGCAGCAGAGCAGCCAGCUGGGCCAAGCGGUGCGGAGGGUGUAGAGAGGACUGCAGCACAGGGGGUAGCAGAGGGAGGCGCCACAGGCGGGCUGGAGUUUAGUGGGGCAGGGGAUGGGGCACUGCAGGGGAGCGGGGAGGGGCAGGGGCAGGCGCAGGGCGAGGGGGAGGGGGAGGGGGAGGGAGUGGCGGGGGAAGAGGAGGAGGCGUUGGUGCAGCACGUGGUGAUCCGGCGCGACCUGGUGGAGGCGCUGCAGUGGCCGCUGGGGUCCGUCAUCACACAGGGCUGCCAUGCCACUGUGGCCGUGCUGUGGCAGCACCGCCACCACCCCAAUGUGCUCAAGUACUGUGGGCAGCUUGACUCCAUGCGCAAGGUGACACUAGAGGUGAAGGGGGAGACGCAGCUGUUGAAUCUGUCCAAGAAGCUGCAGGAGGCGGGCAUCACUCACCGUGUGUGGAUGGAGCAGCCUGAGAACAUGCCCACGUGCAUCGCCACUCUUCCACACCCCAAGAGCGUUGUCACACCUCACAUGAGGAAGCUCAAGCUGU